AUGGCGGAGUUAUGGAGAGUUUUUGAAGGUUUGAAACUCUCAUUAGCUCUUGGUUACUUUAAAGUGGAGAUUAACGUUGAUUCUACUAUGGUGGUGGAAGCGGUUGAGAGAGAUGGUUCUAUGCAUAUUGGUUAUGUGGCGAUUUUUAAUCAAAUUAAAGUUCUUAUGAAUAAGCUUGAAGGUGUUACAAUUGCUCACUCUAUUAGAGAAACAAAUUUAUGUGCUGACGAUCUUACUUCCGUUGGGUGUUUUAUUGAGUCCGAGAUUUUGAUUUAUAAUUCACCUCCUAGUUGUAUCUCUAGUUUUUUAGCUGAGGACCCGUGUAGGGUGUCCUCCGCUAGGCUUUUCCCUCUUUAG
Vicia villosa (hairy vetch) is the source of this 357-nucleotide messenger RNA. RefSeq lists its product as uncharacterized. The coding region runs from base 1 to 357 and encodes 118 amino acids. Lineage: Eukaryota; Viridiplantae; Streptophyta; Magnoliopsida; Fabales; Fabaceae. The record is from RefSeq and is a predicted model, not a curated record. Gene Ontology annotation, molecular function: nucleic acid binding; RNA-DNA hybrid ribonuclease activity. The transcript has a single exon.